AUGUCCCAUUCUCCUCAUCAUCGUCGAAGUACUCCUUCUCACGGUAUUCUGCGCGGGUCCUCCACCCCAGGACACGUACCUCUUCCGCCUGGGACGAGUGGUGCGGGCUCGGGUGCAACUCUGAGCCCCAAUUGGAGUCGAGCACACACGCCACGCAAUCCAUAUCCAACGCCUCCUCGCUCUCCAGCACGAUCGUUGCAUGGCUCUCCUCGAGGCUCUCCCGGCUCGCCCGCUACAAACUUGCCGGGAGACGGUGGUGCUCAGAUGUAUUAUCAAUGUGUUCAAACCCCAGUAUAUCAGCCAGCCGGCGUCUUGGGUACUCCUGUCGUAGGAUAUAUGCCUAUGACAACACCGAUGCAAAUGUCCGUAUCCGUGCCUACGAUACCCUCGUUACCAGGAAUGGUCGGCACACCCAUGAUCACUACGUCCAUGAUCAACACUCCCGUCAUCGGCACACCUGUUGUCAGCGCAUCCUACGUUACUGCCGUUCCUGCAAUGGUCGGGGCACCUUCGUCGCGUCCCGUGAUUACUCCUUCGCCCUCGGGAUGGGUACCACAUCCAUUCCCCCAUCCCACUACUCCUUGUAAUGCAUUCUGGGCUACCAAUAUCCUCACGGACCCCGACUCUCGGACAUAUCCGACAUUUAACGACGCCGCGGUUUCUGGCUUGUCUGGCGGAUGGCCGUUACCUGGCCGAGCACCAUCGAAUUGGUCCGCUGUAUGGCCUCCAACAGCUGGAACCAUGACUUGGUCCCCCUCGUCGAUCAUUAUGUGCCCAUGGCUCAUUCCAAACCCCGACAACGCCGACAAUCUGCAGCUCAAAUGGGACAUCACCCAGAACCCAAGCACCUCUAAGCGCGUGUCCGCCCGCGGCACCGUCAGCGAUUUCAGUUCCAAGUUCAACGAGCCGGCGACUUACCCGCUCACGGAGACCGUGCACAUUCACUGCGAGAUUGGCAUCGCAGCCCCGUUAUGGGGGCCAAUCAUAAUUGAGAAAGGUCAGACAAUAACCGUCGGUGACAUCCUCGAAGGGAUCUACGACUAUUUCCAGACGCUUCUUACCGAGGAAGAAGUUCAGUACAUCUCGAGCCUUGAUCCAAACAACUACGAGGCGAUGAGCGCCGCGUGCUACCAGCGGUCAAUGCGUUCUUACUCUCUUCCGGGUUACGAAUUGAGCCAAGGUCUCAAGCGGGCGGAUUGCUUCGGAGGCGGUACCACAUUCUGGGGCUUAUGGAUUGCUUAUAAUUGCGACAACACGUGGCAAAUGAACCUCGGUCUUGUACCAAACUCCACGGGCUCGUAG
Molecule: messenger RNA, 1302 nt
Organism: Fibroporia radiculosa
Lineage: Eukaryota; Fungi; Basidiomycota; Agaricomycetes; Polyporales; Fibroporiaceae
Exons: 3
Coding region: 1-1302 (433 amino acids)
Source: RefSeq, a predicted model, not a curated record